GCCGCAAUGAUGCGUUUGAGGCUGAAAAUAGCCAGGCUCAGAGACCCUCAUAGACAGGCAUCUGAACACUGUCCCACAAUUAUGUUCUAUAACAACCUAUUCCUCGAUAAGUAUGCAGUCGCUGGAAUUUCUCGUUCCCACAGCUGCUAUCGUCACCGACCGUUCAACCUCAAGACUUGGCAACCCGGCGCUUCUCUGACACCUCGCCUGGUUCGAUGUGCGAUGUCAACCAUUGCCAUACGCGCCGUGCUAGAAGAUGGCUCUGUGGAAGGUGUCCCAGAGGAAGAUCUCUAUAGACAUACUAGGCAUCGCUGGCUGUACGUGUACGAGUCUCUAAAUUAUGUGUAUUGAUCAGUCAGGUACAAUGAGGCGCGCAACCUGUCACAGCGAUAUCUCAAAUUCAACCUGCAAGGUCUUGUACAAGUCGCUGUUGAAGCAGCGUCCAAAGAGGGUGCCCAACACUGUACGGAAGUCCUCAAAUGCAAAGAGGGAAUGAACAAUAGAGCAUAUUUGCUUAAGAUGGACAAUGAUUCGGUGGUAUUCGCCAAAUUACCAAACUCGAUUGCGGGACCGCCGUUUCACACCACAGCAUCAGAAGUCGCCACACGGACCUUUCUGGCCGAGGUCUUGGAUAUCCCAACCCCUCGCAUACUGGCUUGGUCUGCUCGAAAGGCUAAUCCGGUCGGAGCAGAAUAUAUACUGGAAGAAAGAGCUUCAGGUCAACCCCUGGGGGCAUUGUGGCAGGAUUGGAACAAACUGCCACUGUUGAAUCGCUUUGGUAUUAUAAGGGAAAUUGUCAAAAUGGAGCGUAAGCUUGCAGAAACCAUAUUUCAGCACUGUGGCUCGAUAUAUUUCAAGGAUGACUUUCCCCGUGGUGAGGACAUCAAGCUAGCAGAUACUUGUACAGUAUCACCUUCGACGCUUGGGAGAUAUACUUUGGGGCCCAUGGUCGGUAUAGAUUUUUGGCAAGAGGCGAAAGCUGGCAUGGACCUGGACCGUGGACCCUUCAACGGUCCCCUGGAAUUUCUUAAAGGUAAAGCCGUGGGCGAAAUGAAAUUCAUUCAGAAACACGGUCGCCCGCGGUUGAAUAUCGCUCGCUCUUUGACAGAGCCUGAGCAACCCGAGGAGAUGUUAGAGCUGUUGAACCAAUACCUCCAGCUUAUUCCAGCUAUGAUACCGCCUUCUACAACAGAUGAUCUCCACGGCUCCACUCUAUGGCACCCGGACUUGCAUCUUGACAAUAUGCUUAUCGACACCAGAACAAUGCAAGUGACGAGCGUGAUUGAUUGGCAGUCUACUAUAGCAGCACCAUUCUUCCUUCAGUGUGGAGUGCCAAAGCUGUUGCUGCAUUCAGAACCUCUGUCGUUUGAUUUUUCAGCACUAAAGCGGCCUGACAAUUACAUGGACCUCACACAAGAGGAAAGGGAAGAAGCUGAUCAUCGGCGGGGAAACAAGCAUUUAUUGAAAUACUACCUCGAGAUCACGAAACGCGACAACCCAAGGCACUGGGCCGCGUUAACAUCACAUAAUGAGAUCAGAGUCCAACCCGCCAGGCUUGUGCAGCAUGUAUGGGAACAAAAUAUCAUGUUCUUUUUGAAAUUAGCACUCAUGAAGAUUGUCAACAGAUGGGAGCAGUUCUGCCCUGACGCUGGCCCAUGUCCCGUUAACUUCAAUCAGAUAGAUCAGGCCGUCUUUGAUUUUGAGGCCGAGAAUAGGGAGGCUGUAGGCUCUGUCUUGAGCCUUCUCCAGGAAAAAUACAACUUGCAUCCCGAAGGAAAUGUCGUAUCGGCUAGAUAUGAUGAGAUGCAGAUAGAGAUGAUGCGAUUAAAGGCUGGUUUUCUGUCCGGUGCAGCCGACGAAGAAGAGAGGCUUCUUGCGGAUAAGUUGUGGCCUUAUCAAGAUACUGUUGAAUCGUGACCUAUGUUAUUCUAGCAAAGUCACGGCCUCCUCAAGUAUCCAAGUUGGAGGAGAAGUUGCACCCGUCCUUGAGUAGUUGGAACACAAGUGUAUUACAGUUGGGGUAGCUCGCUAACCUUUGAAGAACUUCGUGUCUUUACAAUGUCUUCUCCAUUGAUGGCUGGUCCUCUGGUUAUACAUGGAUACAUAUAUGUGGGUGAGCGCUUUAUUUUGGCCUGGGCUUGUCUACGGCAUUCGGAUGUGAUUUUGCUUGUAACCUUUUGGUCCAUAUUGAGG
Molecule: messenger RNA, 2193 nt
Organism: Cadophora gregata
Lineage: Eukaryota; Fungi; Ascomycota; Leotiomycetes; Helotiales; Ploettnerulaceae
Exons: 5
Coding region: 493-1917 (474 amino acids)
Cellular component (GO): mitochondrion
Source: RefSeq, a predicted model, not a curated record